Molecule: messenger RNA, 1678 nt
Organism: Rubroshorea leprosula
Lineage: Eukaryota; Viridiplantae; Streptophyta; Magnoliopsida; Malvales; Dipterocarpaceae
Source: the annotation of a GenBank genome assembly
AGUAAACCUUACCCUUAAAACGGUUAGACAAACCCUUUUGGAAAAUCAUGACUGCUAGUAUAAUUAAUUUGCAAUUGAAUCAUUAUUUGUUCCCAUGCAAACAAAUUUAGAUCCUUUAUAAGGUUCUAUUAUUUGGCUUUUUACUAAUGGUUAGUGUUUUCCCAAUCUGAUAUUUUGAUUGCUGCUUAUACAACUUUGCAAUCCGAGUUCCUAUUGAUGUUCCAGGAAUAGAGUUCUGGCAUUAACAUCAGCAACAAGUCACAUAGUCAAAAGAAUCAUAUAUGAUUCUGUUGGGAUGGUUUAGAUUGCGCAGCACUUCUUCCUGAAUUGUCCUGUCAUAUGCCUCUUUAGUUUAUGGCUCAAAUCUUCAUAGAUUUAUUUAUCUUGACAGUUUGGGAUAUUAAUAUAUUUUAACUGCAAAGAUAUUUUGAUUGGUUGAAACUUGAUGCUGCAUGAAUAUUGUAUUCAAGGGAUCAGAAUUGUGGUUUCUUUGCAUUCUUGAACUACAACCUGAGUAUUAUUCUGCAAAAUAUGCUUGUAGCCAUAUCCAGUUAUCCAUCUAGUUCUUUUAAGGCUUCAUUUAGUUGAUUUUGGAAGUAAUAAUAAAACAAAAUGAAAAAGGGAAAUUGUUCUAUUAGGAAGGGUGGACAUUGGACAAAGUGAAAUAUUAUUUUAAGUCUAUGACUGAUAAUUACAUAUUUAUUAUUUUCCACAACAUUGAGUCUGUAAAUAGGAUUAACAAUUUCUGUGUUCUUGUUCUUCCCAUUCCUACUUUGAGAAAAAACUAAAUUUUUUACAAAUGAUGUGUGUUCAUGUAUGAAAUUAUAUGCGUGCGUGCGUGUGUGUCUAGUUAUCCAUUUUUCCAUUCCAGGUUGACUGACCAUUAGAUAUUGCAGCAUAUUGUGUGGUUGCAGAAGAAUCAGUGGGUCGACAAGUACCGAUUGCAUUUCUGGAGCGUGUCAAGGAUGACUUUAUUUCAAAAUAUGGUAGUGGGAAGGCUGCCACAGCUCCUGCAAACAGCCUCAAUAAAGAAUUUGGUUCAAAGUUGAAAGAACACAUGCAGUAUUGUGUUGAUCAUCCUGAAGAGAUAAGCAAGAUUGCCAAGGUGAAAGCUCAGGUUUCAGAAGUUAAAGGUGUUAUGAUGGAGAACAUUGAAAAGGUUUUAGAUAGAGGGGAAAAAAUUGAGAUCCUAGUGGAUAAGACAGAGAAUCUUCAUCACCAGGCUCAAGACUUCCGAAAUUCAGGAACAAGAAUCCGUAGGAAGAUGUGGCUGCAAAAUAUGAAGAUCAAGCUGAUUGUUCUGGGAAUACUGAUUGCGCUGAUCCUCAUCAUAGUCCUCUCCGUCUGUGGUGGCUUCAAUUGCGGAAAUAAAAAAUGAAGAGUUAUUCUCCCAGCCAGGAUGUUCUCCCCAUCAGUCCUGAUAUAUAUAUGUCCCUCUUAUAUCUAGUAGAAAGUUAGUAAUUGCCAGACAACCUAAAUUUUGAUUGUGUAGGAAAAUCUCUAAGCUUGUUGUACCAAUCUGCAUAUUACAAUUGCUUGAAGAGAUUGUUGCUUAGAUUCAAAUAAUUGUUUGUACAUUUGGAAUUAAGAACGAAACAUUAGAUUGAUGUGCUUCAGGCGUGAGGAGUAAGAAGCCUGGAAGAAUUGAUAUGAUUAGAUAUAAAAUUGAUUUGUUCUA